GUAUCUCUCACUCAUCAAUCACAGAUUGACAAACUUCACUCAGCAAACUCCCGUGCCGGGUCUUCAAUCUCCUCGCCGGAAUCAGCCAUCAAGCGCCGGAUCUCCAUAAAAUUCCGACAAUGGGUUUGUCUUCCAACCCACCAAGCUCACACUACCAAACCCACAAAUUCUUCCUAUUCUGCAACUACAUCCUGCUGGGCGCCGCCUCCAGCUGCAUCUUCCUGACGCUCUCGCUGCGCCUCAUCCCCUCCGUCUGCGGCUUCCUGGUCAUCCUCCUCCACGCCCUCACCAUAGCCGGAGCCGUCUCGGGCUGUGCCGCCGUCUCCUCGGGGGCCAGCCGUUGGUACGGGGCCCACAUGGUGGCCACCGUCCUCACCGCCAUAUUCCAGGGCUCGGUCUCGGUGCUGAUCUUCACCAACACCGGUGACUUUCUGGGAAAGCUGAAAUCGUACGUUAGGCAAGAAGAUGGGGCGGUGAUACUGAAACUUGCGGGCGGGUUGUGUGUGGUGAUCUUCUGCUUGGAGUUCGUGGUGCUGACGCUGGCGUUUUUCUUGAAGAUCUACGCGGUCACUGACAGCGGGGAUUCAGUGAAGAGGAGUGCCAAGGUGCAGCAGGAUGAGGAGGAGAUGAAGAAUUGGCCAUGGCCAUUCCAAGUUUAAUUAAUUAAUUUUUGUUCUUCAUUUUACUGUUAAUGCUGGGUUUGUUUGUGAAAUUAUUCUUUAAUUUGUUGUUUUAAUAUUAUUAUUAUUAUUAUUAUUGGGGGGUUUGUUGAGAUUGGUUUUGUUUGCGUUGAAGAUUGGUGUUAUGAUAUGAUAUAAUAUCAAAUUAUUCCGAAA
Diospyros lotus (date-plum) is the source of this 836-nucleotide messenger RNA. RefSeq lists its product as uncharacterized. Lineage: Eukaryota; Viridiplantae; Streptophyta; Magnoliopsida; Ericales; Ebenaceae. The record is from RefSeq and is a predicted model, not a curated record. Bases 120 to 659 code for a protein of 179 amino acids. The transcript has a single exon.